AUGGACAUCGACGACGCAUACGCUCCAGAGGUCUACGAUGAAACUAAUGGCCUCUCUUACGACGACACUACUGCAUAUGAAGAACAGCUACCUGCAAACUCUACAGCUGAGACGAGUCGCGCGUUAGCAAACAGAAUAGGUCGUACCAAAGUGUACUUGCUCUCCGAAUCGCGUUCGGUGGGCGGUAAGCGCAAGCGAGACGGGAGUGAAGACGCUAGGGAAGAGUUAGAAGAGGAGCCCUCUAUGGAAGAAGAUUCACCAUAUCGAACAAACGCGCUAUUGUUCCAAGGAACACCUAUAUCACAUUUGCCCACCAGUCGACUUUUUGCAUACGCUACACAAUUCGAUGCACAUCCUAUGGGGUUGGAGUGGAUUGACGAUACUACCUGUGUGUUCGUCUUCACGUCCAAGACUGCGGCACAGAGCGCCCACGGAUACUUGCUCAAAUCCGCAACGGAAGAAGAGGACGAAGAAGGUUACGUCACAGCGAAACCUAUCCCGGUAGAGAUCUGGCCACCAGAGGAGCGCAUCAACAAGAGUCUUGGAAAGGCGGAAGGGUUGCGCGGCAUCAUACGAAUGCGGUGGGCGAGACAUCAAGAUGUAAAGAAGAAGGGUGCAAAGAAGGAGAGCGAGUUCUACCGUAAGCAUGGGGCGACUGCGGGGAAGGAGCUUCACGGCGUCAAAGCCCCCCUGGAUGCAGAAUCCAAGCGGAGGCGAGGGACUACUGCGAACGGAGGUCUUGACGAAGCUACGGAGCGAGCCAGGCUUGAUGAAGACUUGGACAAUUUCCUCGCAGCUGACUCCGACCACGAGGAUGAUACGAUGGCCGCUGACGAGCUUCCGGAUGACGAGCCGCCGUCCAAAAUGCGAUCAGACUACAUUGCCACCGAUGGCCGAACGCUGCUCGAACGGACAUCCGUGAUGCGAAUUCAACCCGAUUCCCUUGCCUCCCGUCUAACUUCGCCUGGACCCAAAAGAUGGAAGAAUAAUGAAGGCGCUUGGGAGACGAACGGGACCGACUUAGAGUGGGGAAGAGAACGCGAACGUCGGCCUCGCGGUGGACGUCAACGCGGUGGCGAACAAAAGUCCCGAGGUGGAGACCACCGGGCACGGCCGAAGAAGAGUCAACAAGAACUUGACGAUGAACUCGACGCGUUUCUAAGUGGGAAGUAA
Messenger RNA from Pleurotus ostreatus (oyster mushroom), 1173 nucleotides. RefSeq lists its product as uncharacterized. The transcript has 3 exons. Gene Ontology annotation, molecular function: RNA 7-methylguanosine cap binding; mRNA binding. Gene Ontology annotation, cellular component: cytosol; nucleus. NCBI's taxonomy places the organism in Eukaryota, Fungi, Basidiomycota, Agaricomycetes, Agaricales, Pleurotaceae. Bases 1 to 1173 code for a protein of 390 amino acids. The record is from RefSeq and is a predicted model, not a curated record.